AUGGUGUUACGCGACAUUGAAAAAGAGUCGUUUUUCAUCAAAAUCGACGGAAAAUGGUGUCAAAUUGACGAUAAUGUGCUGCGAGCACAUCCAGGAGGCUCCGCGAUCACCACCUACAAAAAUAUGGAUGUGAGUGGGAUUUUGAACCGAUUACAAUAAUCAGUAACUUUGCAGGCUUCUUGAACUUGGAUUGAAGUCUGUUGGGUCCAAGUUUCAGGCCGAUCGGAUCGUCCGAUCCCGAGAUAUGUAGGCCGGGUUUUUGCGAAAAUUGCGGUCUUUUCGGCCUCUUAUCCACAUAUCUCGGGAGCAGAUGAUCGGAUCGGUCUGCAACUUGGACCCAAUAUACUUGAAUCCAAGUCCAAGAAGCCCGCAAAGUUUGGUCCCGAUCGGAUCAAAAGUACACGCCUCAAAAAGCAUUCGAACAGCCUGGACCGCCCUGCCCGGAAAAUUUGCGCGUUUGCAGUAAUUUUGCCAACCCCUCAUCUAAAUAAUUUGUCAAUUUUAGCGGCGCUGAUUUUGUGUACGUGCCCGCUUUCUGAUUUGCGUGCGAGAACCGAUAAUAUGGGCAAAAAAACUGAAAAAAGUGUCGAUUGGGUAGCAAAGUACAGAGAACACAUACCGUCCUACGUCCACGUGAAACGGCACGUGAUCUUUGCAAAAUGCGAGAGAAUUGAGUUUUUCUUGAAAAAAAUGAUUGAAGAAGGAUGUUUUCGCGUUAUCGAAUUGAAAGAAAAAGAGUUUGUGUGGCUGUCUGAAUUUUGCCACAUUCAGUGUCCGAGUCCCAGAAUAAAGUUGUGACCGUGGCCUAGAACAAUCCUAGGCCAUGGGAUCUUUUUUUUUGCAUUCGGCACAAGCAUUCACACAAAUUAACAGAGAAUUUUCUAGGCCACGGCCACAACGUUUAUGCAUUUCUGAGAGUUGGGACUCGGAAAGUGUAUGUGGCAAUGAGAGGCAACAUUACCAAAACAUUUGAGGGUUCCCUGAUCAAAUUUAAAUGCAAUUUCAGGCCACAACCGUCUUCCACACAUUCCACUCGGGCUCGAAAGAGGCGUACCGAUGGCUGACAGAGCUGAAAAACACGUGUCCGACACAGGAGCCCGAAAUUAAAGAGAUCAAGGUGGGCGGCACGUUUUAGCAGACUGUAAAAUUGAAUUGAAAGACAAUUUGUUCGCAAAAAAAAGUAUAUUUUCCUCUUAAAAAAUGCGAUAUUUUCCAGGAAGACCCGAUAAAAGGGAUCGACGAUGUGAACAUGGGCACGUUCAAAAUGUCGGAGGAGCGAUCGAAGCGGAUAAACGCGAAUUUCGAGCGGUUGCGAGCCCGCGUGCGCGCCGACGGCCUCUUCAACGGACGGCCCUCGUUCUACGUGCGGAAAGUGGCCGAGGCGGUGUUGACGAUUCUUCUCGCGUUCCUCCUCCAAUAUUAUGCAUUCUAUUUGCCGGCCGCCGUUUUGAUGGGCGUCGCGUGGCAACAAUUGGGAUGGCUCAUUCACGAAUUCGCCCACCAUCAACUGUUCAAAAAUCGAUUCUAUAACGAUUUGGCCAGCUAUUUUGUCGGCAACUUUUUGCAGGUAGACGGAUGCGCAUUUUUUGCGAUUUUUUCGUUGGAAAAGCUGCAAAUCCCAUAACAUAUUGAAAGUAUUUUAAAACUGUGUUGUCACAUGAGCGGGGUGUACUCAGAAUUGCAGAAUCUCCGAGUCUGAAAUUCAUUCCUGGAUUAACGAGAUUCGCCCAAAGAGAGUGCAUUGAGUAAACCGGGAAUCAACUCGGUAAACCUCUGCAACGUUUGCCCGACUUCUCAGUCUGCUCAAAAGUUGCAGAGGGUUACCGAGACGAUCGAUCCAACGAGAACGAAAAUUGCUGAUCAACUUUAAAAAAACAUUUAUUUGUCUGCAGGGCUUCUCGUCGGGCGGCUGGAAAGAGCAGCACAACGUGCACCACGCGGCGACGAACGUGGUCGGCCGCGACGGCGAUCUGGACCUGGUGCCGUUCUACGCGACAGUGGCCGAGCACCUGAACGACUACGCCGAAGACUCGUGGGUCAUGAUGCUGUUCCGGUGGCAGCACGUGCACUGGACCUUCAUGCUGCCGUUCCUUCGCCUCUCGUGGCUCGUCCAGUCGGUCAUUUUCGUCAGUCAAAUGCCGACGCACUACUACGAUUUCUACAGGAAGACGGCGAUUUAUGAACAGGUUUCAGAGUGGAUAUUGUGAUUGAUUGAAAAGAUGUAAUUGCAGGUCGGUCUCACACUCCACUGGACCUACUCGCUCGCACAACUCUAUUUCCUGCCCGACUGGUCUACCAGGUCCGCUUUUUUUUCCAACAAAAAAUUGAAAAUUGAAAUGUUUCAUUGCAGAAUAAUGUUCUUCCUCGUCUCGCACAUGGUCGGAGGAUUCCUUCUGGCGCACGUCGUCACGUUCAACCAUUAUUCCGUCGAAAAAUUCGCUGGUAAGAAUGAUUACAGAGUGGCGAUUUAAAGUAUGAAACGUUUGUAUUCGAGUAAGAACCGAUGACAGGAAACUAUAGAAAUAACUAGGUCUCUUUUCAUAUGCCACCACGGAAACACGCUGAAACUCUGCUUCGCCGCAACGCAGAGAAUACGGUAUAACGUGCGUAUUUGACGGCGUUGGCGGUAGCCGUCGCGACAAUUUUAGACCACCAGCACCGCUAUGAACGAAGGUUUUCUUUCUUGAAAGAAUUUGCUCCACUAAUUUUCUGUUUCCGACAAACGUGAAACCUUUUUAGGUUGCUGAGUCGAUUGAAAACUCAACUCUUAAACUGUUGUCAAUAUUUUGACACAGUGCGCUUGAUUAGGCAUUUAAAAUGUUUGCGCAAUAUAUAGAAACGUUUCAUACUUUAUCGCCACCUAUAUAAUACUGUGAAAGAUUUGUGUUUUUUUUUUCUAAAAAACGUACAAUUUUCCAUAAAUUCAGUAUCGUCGAACAUCAUGUCCAACUACGCGUGUCUCCAGAUGAUGACCACCAGGAACAUGCGGCCCGGAACUUUUAUCGAUUGGCUCUGGGGUGGACUUAACUAUCAGGUUGGUUUGUGUCAAAAGAGAAUUUUGAAAUGAUUCAUCUUCCCAUUUUUCUUGAUAAACGGGUUCAUCACACCCAUUAGUUGCAAUAAAAUAUUGGAGUCACUACGAAAUCUGCAAUAUUCGAGUGAUUAUGCGCGUGUUACGAGUUUUGGCCCACUUCCAGUUGACCGAUCGGACCCAGAGAAUGUUUGGACGUUGUCUUUGUUGUGAAGUGUCUUCAGAACAAUUUUGCGCCCAUAUGGAUUUGUUUGGGUUCGAUCCUUCAACUGGAAGUAGACCUAAAACACAGGCCGGCAAAUGCCCAGCUCUUCUAUUUUUCAUUGCCCUACACAGGUGAAAUGCGGUUUAGCAAUUAUACAAUUGCGCCAAUUCUAGACAAAUCGCGAAUAAAUAUUUGGGAAUUUUUGUUUAGAUUUGCCGAGAAUUUGUCUAGAAUUAGCGCAAUUGUAUAAUUGCUAAACCGCAUUUCGCCUGUGUAUAGUUUUAGAAAGUUUAUUGAUCUCUUGAAAAUUAAAAUCAUUCAAAAAUCGGUCUUAUGUCUCCGGCGGCACGCAUCUGAAGUCUCGAACGACAUGCGUUGAUUCACCUCUAUGUUAGAUGGGCAUUUCGGUGAAAAUUUGAAGAUGUGAGAAUGAGAAACCCUUUGCCAACAUUUUCAUCAUAAAAUAAUGUAAAAUGAACUCGAUUCUCACUCGUAACGCGCGCAUACUCAAUCGCCACUCGAAUAUUGCAGAUUUUGUAGUGACCCCGAGAUUUUCUUGCAAGUAAUGGUCAAGAAGAAGACGUUCAUGAAUCGCUAAUUUUCCCACUUUUCCCUAAAAUUUCGCUCAAUCCCCCCUCACAAUUUCCGUGAUUUCCCGUUCGAAAUGCCCGUUUGAUUGCACGCUGAUUGUUCGAUGGAGCGCACUUGCAUCAUCAUCAUCCUCGUCGAAAAACGAUGGACUUUGAAACCGUUCUCCUCCUCAUCGGCCGUCGGCACACGCGCCUGACGCACACGGGUUCAUCCGCCUAUUCCGUGACAUUUUUCACGUUUGAUAAGCGGAAAAUGGGGUGAUUAUGAUGAUAACGAAUCGGAAGACGUGUGUGCUGAACCGGAACCUUUUUUGGAGAGGAGAAAGGUCGAUUUGGACGGAAAAUCGGAAAUUGCGGGGAUCGGAUUACGGUGGAUUUUUAAAAUUGAUUGUUCUUCAGUUUGUCGCAAAAUCCGGUGCCGCAGGCGGAGUUUGCACACUUUCCGCGCCACCGUAGCCCGUCUAGACUCGGAAAAAACACUGUUCCAACGCGAAUGCUUUUGCAGAUUGAGCACCACUUGUUCCCGACGAUGCCACGUCACAACCUGAACACGGUGAUGCCGAUGGUGAAGGAGUUUGCGGCGGAGAACGGACUGCCGUACAUGGUCGACGACUACUUCACCGGCUACCGCCUCGAACUGGAGCAAUUCCGAAACAUUGCCGAUGUGGCGGCCAAGCUGACCAAAAAAGUCGCCUAA
Caenorhabditis sp. 36 PRJEB53466 is the source of this 4523-nucleotide messenger RNA. NCBI's taxonomy places the organism in Eukaryota, Metazoa, Nematoda, Chromadorea, Rhabditida, Rhabditidae. The record is from the annotation of a GenBank genome assembly.